Hydractinia symbiolongicarpus is the source of this 2290-nucleotide messenger RNA. Its product is annotated as UDP-N-acetylhexosamine pyrophosphorylase-like. Gene Ontology annotation, biological process: UDP-N-acetylglucosamine biosynthetic process. The transcript is spliced from 11 exons. Gene Ontology annotation, molecular function: UDP-N-acetylglucosamine diphosphorylase activity. NCBI's taxonomy places the organism in Eukaryota, Metazoa, Cnidaria, Hydrozoa, Anthoathecata, Hydractiniidae. The coding region runs from base 2 to 1471 and encodes 489 amino acids. The record is from RefSeq and is a predicted model, not a curated record.
UAUGAUUCUUUUUAUGUACUUUAGAUCUAAAAUAAAAAUGUCAAAAGCAGAAGUUGAAACCAUGUUAAAAAAGCAUGGACAAGAACAUUUGUUAAAAUUCUGGGACACACUGUCUGAGGAGAAACAAAACUCUUUUCUUAAAGAACUUCAAUCUAUUGACUUCACAAGAGUGGAAACAUUGGCAGCAAAAGCCCAAGCAGAUUUGUCGCAUUGCCAGGAUAAGAAAGAUGAUUUGAUGGAAUGUCUGCCGAAAGAUGUAGUUCAGAAAAAAAGUGCUGCCACUGAAGAAGAAAGACAGAAAUGGUGGGAUGAUGGAUUGAAGGGAAUAUCUGAGGGAACUGUUGCUGUUAUACUUUUAGCAGGAGGUCAGGGAACUAGGCUAGGUGUAAAUUAUCCUAAGGGAAUGUAUGAUGUCGGUCUACCUUCUAAGAAAACAUUGUACCAACUUCAAGCUGAACGCAUUAAUAAAUUGCAACAGUUGGCUGAGGAGAAGUAUGGAAAGAAAUGUGCUAUUAGAUGGUAUAUUAUGACUAGCGCUGCAACCCUAAAGAGCACAGUGGAUUACUUUCAAGAGAACUCCUACUUUGGUCUGGAACAAUCGAAUGUUAAUUUCUUUGAACAACAUCAGCUUCCUUGUUUAACUUUUGAGGGCAAGCUCAUUCUUUCAUCAACAGGCAGUGUAGCCAAAUCUCCAGAUGGAAAUGGCGGCUUAUACUAUGCUUUGAAGACUGGCAAAAUUCUGGAAGAUAUGGAGAAGUUUGGAGUAAAGCAGGUUUUUGUGUACUGUGUUGAUAACAUUCUUGUAAAAGUUGCCGACCCACACUUCAUUGGCUUCUGCAUACAAAGAGGAGUUGAAGCUUCUAAUAAGGUGAUCAUCAAAGAAGAUCCAAAUGAAUCAGUUGGUGUUGUUUGCAAGUGUGAGGGAAAAUAUCAGGUGGUGGAGUACAGUGAAAUUUCGCCUGCUACUGCUGAAAAGCGUAAUCAAGAUGGCAGCUUAACAUAUAAAGAUUCCAAUAUUUGCUUGCAUUUUUUCACCCUUGACUUUUUGAAGAAGAUUAUAAGCAACCAUCUUGACGAUCUUCCUCAUCACAUUGCGAAGAAGAAGAUACCACUUGUAAAUGAAGAAGGAGAGGUUGUGAAGCCAAGUGCACCUAAUGGCAUGAAACUUGAAAAAUUUGUGUUUGAUGUAUUUCAGUUUACGGACAAAUUUGCGGUGUUCGAAGUUGAUCGUCAGCAUGAUUUCUCACCACUAAAAAACGGUCCAGACACUCCAAAAGCAUCAGCCGUGUCGUGCAAACUCGACACUUUUAGGCUGCAUCGAAGUUACUUGGAAGCAGCUGGCGCGACGUUUGAUGACAGUGUUAGGGAGUGUGAAAUAUCUCCAUUGCUCUCCUACGGGGGUGAGGGAUUGCAUGAAUACAAGGGCAAGCAUUUUACUGGCGAAGCACCGAUACAUCUUCAAAUUAAAUAGUUAGCAAUUAAACUAAAGGAAUUUACUUUUGUUUUUGAAUGGUUAUCAUGUGACGUGUUUUGUUGUGAGAAAUAUUUUCCGUUGUGAUGUGUUUAUAGAGUGCCAAUGUUUACGUUUUGUUGAAAUUAUUCUUCUGUUUUUCGUUCUGUUUCAUAUAAUGUUUACUUUACGUUAUGUUGAACGAUUAUUUAUUUUGUUUUCUAAUUUUACUCGUCUUUUUUUUCUGCAUAUCCAACUUUCUAUCUUAAAGACCGGUUUCCACUUCCAUGAAAUUGGUCGAAUUAAAAAGUCGCCGAUUACUACGUUAUUGAUUCGUUCGAUUUGACCAAUUUAGUUUAAGUGUAAACCCACGAAAGUGUGUCUUUUACAUACCGUCACUAAUCAAGGAAACACCCGUGUUAACGCCCAGGGCGUUUAUUUCAGCGUGUACAGCAUGUUGAUUUUAACUUUUGUUUUUAUGGUUUAAUUUAAUAUAUAUUAUUUAUUUUUUAUGUUCAUACGUUUUAUGCACCCGACACACACACACACAAAAUUUAAUUCAACUUAUACAAGGGUAAAAAAAAACUUUUAAAAGUCAGUCAUUCUCUGUACAGUAUCCUACUUUAUUUUCAAUAAACUUGGAUCUGCGUUAAUAACUUUCUGAGACUUUCUGCGCAAUGUUGUGCUAAAGGUUAAGAAAUAUAGGGAAAGUAAAGUAAAAUGGCGAUCUUAAAAUGUGGCAGACAUCUUGGUAUAUCCAACAUUGUAAUUUAACCACAUCAAUAUUUAGUUCUCAUGAUAUAAAUUUUACUUAUUGAACAUAAACUUCUUAAUAGAAAA